This is a messenger RNA of Lottia gigantea (owl limpet), 3078 nucleotides long. RefSeq lists its product as hypothetical. The coding region runs from base 1 to 3078 and encodes 1025 amino acids. The record is from RefSeq and is a predicted model, not a curated record. The transcript has a single exon. Lineage: Eukaryota; Metazoa; Mollusca; Gastropoda; Lottiidae.
AUGAACAAUUCCAACUCUGCAGCGUUCUUUUAUGAACAAAAAAGUCUGCGUGAAAGACCUAAACGAUGCAGAAAACUACCCGAGGAAUUACCAGAAAGUUUGAAGUUUGCUCAUUUGAACCCAAAAGUUGCUGCUCUGUUGGCAAACAAGGAGCGACAGCAGAAACAAGAAGAAUUGAACAAUCUAGCCAAUUUGGAAAAACAUGGCGUCGAUAUUGGCAACACAUUUCAACACCUGAAGAAUCAAUUUGAUUCUGUAUUUGUACAGGAUGAAGACUCGCAAAGAUUUUUAUUUGAGUCAGCUAAAGGGUCAUCUGGCACUAUUUUGGAGCAACUGUCUCAAUUAUUGUGGAUAUUUAAAGAUGUUCUUAGUCCAAAUCUCAUCCCUAAAAGUUUGGAGUAUCAGUUGAUGAUGUCAUAUAAAGAAUUGACUGCUGAUGUCAUAUAUUUACCACGAGACUGGCAGACAGUUGCAAUCAGAGAACAAUUCCUGAAAUCUAGUGAAAUUGGCAGUGAAGAUGGACAUAAAAAUGUUGUAGUUGAUAAUGAAGCAAUACGUCAGGAACAGUCUGUAAUCACAGAGCAUAUUCCUGCCAAGAAACGGGGAAAUAAAACGAAAGUAGCGCCUGGCCACGAAGGUGAUGAUGUUGAGGUUAAACAUGAGAAAACAACACGACGCAGUGACAGUAAAAAUUCUACAAUGACAUCAAGACACAAGAAUCGAGUUGAAAGGACAGGAAGUGCCUCUAAAAAAUCCCCUGCACCUGCUAAACGUAAUAUGGCAUCUAAUCAUGGACCAGAUUCCCCAGAAAUGAGAGGUGGUCUUCCACAUCUUAACACGUCUGUGAUCCAUUUUGAACUUUCUUCUAAACUGUGUGAAGAUAAAGGUUGGAUAAUGAAUAAAGGAGAUGAAAUGCAGAUUGAAAGAGAACAAGUUUUGGAAUGGUGUAUUCAAAUACUACAAAAAUCUUUGAAAACAAUGGCCACACAGAAGGAGAAAGAUGUAGUUCAAGAUAAACCAGUACAAGUUCGUUACUAUGGUGAUACACGUCUUGAAACAUUGAUUAAAUAUCGUAGAUCUCCAGUGAAACCAGAGGUCAGUCCAGCCAUCCAUGGUGGAAGUCCACGAAUUCCAAAGAUUAAUGAUGAUAAAUAUGAAGGCAAGAAUUUGAUGUUGUCUGGUCAUUCUGAUGGGACGUCUGUUGUCUAUUAUCCAUCUGGACGUCCAGCUAUAGUAUACAGUUCAGCAAGUCAUGGUCGUCCAGGAUAUUAUACCUUGGUUUAUGAUGAUGAUGAGGAUAUGAAGAUGUUAGGGUGUUUCACACCAAUUGGUACUGGCUGUGUUUAUCAUGAUAAUGGUACUGUUUGGUUUCUUGCUACAUCAAUCGGAGGUCAUUUGGCAGAUAAAGAUGGUCUUGCUACUAAGAAAUGGAAAUGGCCAACUGGCAAUGUCAAAAUUCCAAGUACAAUUAAUCUACAACUUAACAAAGCCAUUAAUUUCCGAUGUGCAGCCUUUUCUCAGAUGUCCAUUGUGUACAAUUUUGAAAAAGAAAGUGCUAAAUUUCUUGUGAGUGCCUCUGCUGAAGCUGUGGAACCAAAUGCUGAUGAAAAUGAUCAGCUCCUUACUACAUUCAACUUCACAUCAAAUGCUGCUAAAGAAUUGUUAAGAUUAUCAUAUUCCAAAUUAAAAAUGAAGAAAAAGAAAGAUAAAGAUAAGGUGAAUGGAGAAAGUGAUCCAGAUAUUCCCAAACUGUUAGAAAUUCCAGAAGUCACCAUGUAUGGGACAGACGCUGAAAAAGAUUAUGCCAAAUUGUUACGAAAAGGGAAAGGUUUGAUUGAUGAUUGGAUGGAAACAUACAGAACUGCUUUCGGUUUCAGCUCUCCUUGCCUUCAUGGUGUCCAAGAUGUACCAACCAGUCGUAAACGUUAUUCUCAAUCAGCUAAACCAUCAAGGUUUGAAACAGAAUCAAGGGGAGUAACUCUUGGUAUUGGUAACAAACAACCAUAUGGAUCAUCUCGUAUUCCUUCAGCACCAGCGGGUCAUACACGAAAGACUUCAGCUCUCUCUUCAAAAGCUGGUGGAGGUUCUGUUAAAUUUGAUGAUGAUAAAGGUGACAGCCAUGGAUGUGGUGAUGGUAGAAAGAUGUCCCUAUCACUGACAUCACUAUCUGCUGCUGUAGCUGAUGUCACCAAAUUGUUCUCUCUGUCUUCAUCACCACGUAGCAGAAUCCAUUCAGCUCGUCCAAAAUCUUCUGUUAAAGAACCUAUUGAUGAAGCUACAGUUAUCUCUACUUGUGAAACAUGUCCUGUAGUACUGUGUCAACGUUUAAUGGGAAUGACCCAUGUCAACUGUCGUUGUAGCCGUUACCUUAUUCCAAACAUCACGGACAUUGAAUUUGAUCUAUUUAUAUCUAAAGUUGUGCCAAAUGCCCAAUUACAAGUUAUUACUGUGGUUUCUUCAUUGUUUCCUAAACGUAAUGAAGUAUUUGAACUUUUAGAGAAAAUGUAUACGAAGCAGAAUCGAAAUCGCAUGAGACCGUGUCAACAGUGUUAUUGUGAUACAUUCAGACUGUUGAAGUAUGACAUCAACACAGCAGCUGAUCAUUCUGACCACACCCAGCCCUUACUGCUUACCAGACAUAAUGCUGUUCCUGGAAUGAUCCUGAUCUACUCAGACGGCAAUCUUCUCUUCUGUGACAACAUCUUUAAUGGAUAUGGAAACACCAAGAAAGAUUUCAAGAAACAGAUAACAAAGUCCAGAUUGGAUGCAGUUCAUGGAGUAUUCUUGCCAAAAGAUUUCCGAUUUAAACCUUCUCAGGGUCAUCAUGGUCCACGUUCUGCUUGGGGUGGAGAGAUUGGUGGAGCUGGUGUUGAUAGUUAUGGAAGUCCUGGUACAUCUAAAGAUGAUGUCAUCCUUCAUAGACCAUCAUCAAGUUCCACAUAUGAUGGUCAAGUACCUGAUAAAUUGAGAGGACUAGAUGCUAGUAAUUUUAUUUGUCUAAGUUUGUCCCCCAUGGGGUAUCGUCCUAAAUCACAAAUUGUUAGAACUCGACAUAAACUUCCAACUGCUGUAAAAUAA